Molecule: messenger RNA, 1719 nt
Organism: Dermacentor albipictus
Lineage: Eukaryota; Metazoa; Arthropoda; Arachnida; Ixodida; Ixodidae
Gene: Tasp1
Product: Taspase 1
Biological process (GO): protein maturation
Cellular component (GO): cytoplasm
Molecular function (GO): asparaginase activity; threonine-type endopeptidase activity; beta-aspartyl-peptidase activity
Source: RefSeq, a predicted model, not a curated record
AGGCGCGUGUCAUGGAAGCCGUGGUGGCCGUCCACGUUGGCGCUGGCUUCCAUGCGCCGGAGAAACUGCCCGACUACCGGCGAGUGUGUUCCGCAGCUUGCCGCCGCGCUGUGGGUGUGCUGGAGCGCUCUGACGGUAGUGCGCUCGAGGCGGUGGCGGCCGCCGUGGCCGUGCUCGAAGACGACCCACUGACCAACGCUGGUUUCGGCUCCAACCUGACGGCUUGCGGUCGUGUCGAGUGCGACGCCUCCGUAAUGGACGGUCGCACGCUGGGAUUCGGCGCAGUAGGCGCGCUGCCGCGUGUAGGCAACCCGGUGCUCGUGGCCGAGGCGCUGUGCCGCGCGCAGCAGGCCGGUCCGCUGUCGCUGGGCCGCACGCCGCCUUGUUUCCUGGUGGGAGAAGGAGCGCUGCGGUGGGCGCGCGAGCACGUGCUGCCCAACGUGGAGCGCAUGCCCGAGGCCCUGGUGUCCACCCACACGCGUAGACGCUACGUCAAGCUCAAGCGCAGGCUCGACCGCUGCGCAACCGAGGAAGCGUUGGUGCGCAAGAGCCCCUUAGGUCCCGUGACGCCAAAGCGCGAGGUCGACGACGAGCCGUGGACUGCCAAGUUGGACACGGCGGACGAGAGCUCAACGGACACCUCAUCCAAGGGCUGUUCCAGCUCGGACAGCAGCGAUCCGCCUCAAUUGGACACGGUGGGCGCUGUUUGCAUGGACCGGCAGGGUAACGUGGCUGCCGCCGUGUCCAGCGGUGGUAUCUGGCUCAAGCACACCGGCCGCGUAGGCCAGGCGGCCGUCUACGGCUGCGGCUGCUGGGCAGAGAACGCGGACGGCGACGGUGGCUGCGCUGUGGCAGUUUCUAGUUCGGGUUGCGGGGAGCACCUGAUCCGCAGUGCACUGGUGCGGCAGUGCGCGCAGACGCUCAGGCGUUCGAAUGACGACGGACCCGUUGUGACGCUAGACACUUGCUUUCGGCGGGGCUUUCUGCAGUCGCCGUUCCUGAACGAUACGAAUGAACGGUUAGCUGGAAUCCUGGCCCUUCGCUGGGACCCUCAGUGUGGCAGUGGCGAUUUGCUGUGGGCCCACACGACGCGCUCCAUGUGUUACGGGUACAUGCUGACGGGCGGGAGCAGACCCACUUUUGACUGCUCACAAAUGCCAGACACCAUGGUCGCUGGGUCCAAGGUAAUGCUCGGUGGAAUGCCUCUCGGGACUCGGCGCUUUGAUGAAGCAGAUUUGUGAUGUCUUCACCACCAAUCCAGUGUUGUGAACGGGAGAAUCGCAUGUGGUGAAGUACCCGCAAUAGAAUUGGAAAUAGACAGUUAACGAACACCAUCUUGUAAACAUUUUCAUUCUUGUUUUGUACGUUAUACAUCCAAGGAAGCUUUCUAAUAGUUGGAACAGUGCUACAAUAUUCAAAUAAGUAUUGUUUACAAGGCUCAUUUGUAAACUUCUUGCAUUUCUCUUGUUCUUAUGUAAAUUUCUGUUUAUAAAAAUGCUAUAUAUUACAGCCAGACAAGUCAGCUGACUAAAUUAAAUGGGAAAAGAGUUCCUAUUUUUGUUAUUCGUACUUGUGGGCUUUGCUUCGGUUAAUAUUGUUACGAGGUGUCCAUAUUCGGUGUCUAUAAGAAAGGAAGCACUUGUAAGUUAUUGUCAUGCUUUCUAGUCACACUUAGAGCUUCAAAUAAAACUUAACAGUUCUGUUAUUUAAUAUAUUGUA